GCUUGACGCUCGAUCUCUUUACCACGCAACAAUUCCUCCCCAUGAGUCUUAAUCACUUGCUCUCAAUCUUCUCACCGUGCAAGCCAUUAUAUAUCCUCGUCGUUCGGUUCCCCGCCUCUUCUCCCAAGAAAAGUACUGUCGAAGACUCCUUGUUGGGAUAAUGGACCCUCCCACACCCUCAUCUGAACCCCCCAAGGAUCGAGAGCAAUGGCGCUUCCACGAAUUGAAUGAUCCCGAAGAGUGGAUUGAAGACUAUCGACCAGGAAAGCUUCAUCCGGUGCAUUAUGGGGAUACCUUCAAGGGCGCCCAGUACCAAGUGAUUCGCAAACUGGGCUAUGGCUCCUUCUCCACUGUCUGGUUGGCGAAAGACAAGCAAAACCAUCGCCAUGUUGCCCUGAAAAUUCCGGUGGCAGGCUCUACAGCAGGACAACAUGAGCUUGCUAUUCUGCAGCAGUUAUCCCAGUCAGCCUCAACCCACCCCGGAAGGAAGCACAUCACACACAUCUUAGACCACUUCCAGCACAUAGGCCCAAAUGGAACUCACUGUUGUAUGGUGUUUGAUAUUAUGGGCCCCAGUACGGCAAGUGCUCUGUUCAAACUGCGCCAAUUCAAGCAAGAUGGAAUAGAAUUGCCAGGCGGGGUGGGACCAUGGAUUUAUACCAACAGGUUUCCACUAUGGAUGGCCAAGUCCAUCCUUCGUCAGGCCUUGCUAGGGAUCGACUUUCUGCACCAGAAUGGUAUUGCCCAUGGAGAUAUCCAACCCGGAAACCUCUUAUUCUCCCUUAAGGACUUGAAUGCUAUUCCAGAGAGUCAAUUGGCCUGGAAAAUCAAGUCAAAGCCAGUCCAGCGCCUAGACGGCAAGCCUGAUCAGUGGGCGCCGCAGUACCUUGCUCAGAGUCGCUCAUUGACUGAAUAUGUUGAUUGGAGUGAGAGUUUGAUGAUUAGAAUAUCGGACUUUGGUGGAGCCUUUCCUUUCUCUGACCCACCAGUCAAAUCAAUUACUCCCGUCAGUCUACGCAGUCCCGAACUCGUUUUUGCGAAUAUUGUCAACAAGGACCAAGAUCUGUGGAGUCUUGGCUGUCUGGUUUUUGAAAUAGUCACCGGCAAGGCUCUUUUUGCCGUUGACUCCUUUGGCCCGGACGAAGAGACGGACGACGACCACCUUAUUCAAUUCAACGACAUCCUAGGCCCGCUCCCAAGUCACCUGCUGGCCCAAUAUCCUCGCGCUCACAUAUAUUGCAACGACAAGGGUGAAGUGACUCGGCGGUAUAUCGAAGAACUGGAGGAUGAUGAAUCUGAUAGUGACUACCCUCCCUUGCCUUGCUUGGAGGAGCAGUUUGACAAGGCGAAGCCGCCUGAAAUGGGAGAUGAGGAAGCGCAGGUUAUCAAAGUCCUCCUACGACAAAUGCUCAACUAUGACGCUGCUAAGCGGCCUUCGUCAGGAGAACUUUUACGACACCCAUGGUUCAAUUAGAGAGAUGAGCUUUCUUUGAUAGUCAUGACUCUGGAGAAGAUGUAUGUGCAACACCAAUAUAUUGAGGUAUUGAAGCGCCUGGUAGAGCCAUCCAAUUAUCUAAAUCUGGUAAAGACUUUUUCUAAUAAUACCUGUGUACUUAAUUAACAUGAAGUCGGCCCUAGAGCAUAAAUAUCC
Messenger RNA from Penicilliopsis zonata CBS 506.65, 1651 nucleotides. RefSeq lists its product as hypothetical. Gene Ontology annotation, biological process: protein phosphorylation; spliceosomal complex assembly; regulation of mRNA processing. Gene Ontology annotation, molecular function: ATP binding; protein kinase activity. Bases 161 to 1474 code for a protein of 437 amino acids. Lineage: Eukaryota; Fungi; Ascomycota; Eurotiomycetes; Eurotiales; Aspergillaceae. The transcript is spliced from 3 exons. The record is from RefSeq and is a predicted model, not a curated record.